AUGGACUGUGCGGGAGUGUCAAUGCUAUGUCAGGAGCCGAAGUCGGGUAAGUGUCGGAAGCAUUCCGGGAAAUGCGAAGGAUGCAGGUCAUUGGACUGGCGCUGCUGGGCGGAGGGGGAAGUUUUACAUAUCAUAAACUUAGGGAACAUCGGUCAUGACAAGUCGCAUCAUUUUCCAAGCAACGGAUGCACUGCUUUGCAGACUGAGGUGAUCAGACCACACCUAAAAGCAAAUCCCGCAGGUGCCUGCUUCUGCCCCAAAGUUGGAUGUUGGAGGGGUGGUUUCACGAUUGUUUCAGGGGAAGUAUUCUAUAACAAGAAUACUAUUACUGCCCGCCCCCGGCAUUUCUAUAUUGCAAUGUGUCGGGAUUACUCUUUCCAGCAUGGUUGCGCCCGUAGUAACACAGAUGCGGGUAGUCAUAUUCAGCUGCUAAUUCGCCCAAGAUUGAUUGUUGUGGAACGUGAUCGCGAUUUGGUUGGCUCAGCUUUGCUUGCCUUCUUGCCACGGUUUGCGCUAACAUACCGAGGUUGCCUCCGUGGUGGAAGCCCGUCACUAGGCAACUUCGAAAAUGGUAGCCGUGUUCAGAAGAGAAAUAUACCCGUCAAGAAGCCAGAUCACCCACGUCUAAACCCCCAGUUGGUGACUGAGCGUGUUGCUUUUUCCGUUGUGAUUACCUUGGAUCUUGCUGACUGGGGGCUGAAUCCUUGGGUCCGGUUCAAUAGUCGCAUCGAUUUCAAGUGUAGACUACAGAGGUUUUGGCAACAUGGGACGAGACGAUGUAACUCUGGGUGUUUGGUUACCAUACUCCAACCGCCACCAGCACCACGGUUCCUCCACAGCACAUAUUUUUGGACUUCAGCACGCACCUUCCCUCAGGCAGCCAGCACGAUGGUCGGUCAUAUUGAUGAUCAUCAUUCAGAAGAAUCCCCGCUUGGUGGCCACUGGACGUGCUGCUUCAUUGUCCGUGUGGUGCGCUCUCCGUUACCUCCGUUUCUCCGGAGCGAAAAUGGACCAGCGAUUGUGACCAAGUGGACUAACCCCCAAGCGAGUAUAGUGCCGUCCCAGGGAACGCUGGAAGGGGAAGGGAGCGACCCGCCCAGACAAACUAACCUUUCGGACUCACUUCUCUACUGGAUAAAGGGGAAUAGCAACACCGACCUAGAAGCUCAGGAGAAGCAUGCCAACCGGACUUUCCGCUUGCUCUUAGCCUACAGCGCUUGGAUGGGACUCGAUUUGCUUUCCUCGAUCGACGGUCCAGUGCCGAGAUUAAGGCCAAUCGUUGCUGAAUUGUGCAAAAGCACCAGCCUAUCGGGAUACCAUUACCGGGGGCGUAAUCCACUCAGACACCGUUCAUUGUACAUAGCUGACAGGCAGCCUUCAAUAAUCGACAGUGGUCAUUGGAGCCUGCAGAAUCCAAAGCCUCAGUGUGGCUAGGCUGAUAGUGGUGAUGAUGGUAAUGAUGAAAGAAAUCUCCGAUAAUUGGUAGCAGAUUAAUGCAAAAGAUAGGUCCAAGUUUCGUGUAGGGCAUUAGCACUGAAGCAUCUGACUGGACGGACCAUUUUACCAGGGGAUGCAAGGGAU
Molecule: messenger RNA, 1581 nt
Organism: Aspergillus vadensis CBS 113365
Lineage: Eukaryota; Fungi; Ascomycota; Eurotiomycetes; Eurotiales; Aspergillaceae
Exons: 20
Coding region: 1-1434 (477 amino acids)
Source: RefSeq, a predicted model, not a curated record